UCCCCACCACCUCUUUUUUCUGUAAUUUCCCGCCUUUCCUCAUCACGUUUCCCGCUCGGGAGAAACCCUAACGAUGGCGCAGAAGCACGGCAGCGCGCCCGAUCCAGCAGCCGAGCCCAAGAAGCGGCGGCGCGUCGGUUUCUCCGGCAUCGAUGCUGGAGUUGACCCAAAUGGCUGCAUCAAAGUGUAUCUGGUGUCCAAGGAAGAAGAAGUGGGAGCUCCAGAAAGCUUCUGCCUCGAUCCAGUUGAUUUGAGUCACUUCUUUGAGGAAGAUGGAAAAAUCUAUGGAUACCAAGGUCUAAAUAUAACCAUGUGGGUAAGUUGCGUAUCAUUUCAUGCAUAUGCAAAGAUUGCUUUUGAGAGCAAAUCAGAUGGAGGCAAAGGAAUCACAGAUCUGAACACUGCUCUUAAGAAUAUGUUCGGUGAAACUCUUGUGGAUAAUAAAGACGACUUCCUUCAAACUUUUUCCAAGGAGACCCAAUUUAUUAGGUCUGCAGUUUCAGCUGGGGAGAUUUUACAGCAUAAAUACUCUGAUGGCGAUGUCAACGAUUCAAUUAGUAAUCUAAAAGCAGUUAGUUCUGAUGUCGAGGUGGUGCGCAUGCUGAUGGGCAAUAUGACAGCGGGACACCUGUAUAGUCGGUUGGUCCCUCUUGUUCUGCUUCUUGUAGACGGUAGCAAUCCUAUUGAUGUAACAGAUUCAAGUUGGGAGCUGUAUCUUCUUAUUCAGAAGACCAGUGAUCAGCAAGGCAAUUUUCAAGAUAGGCUUCUUGGUUUUGCCGCUGUAUACCGUUUCUAUCACUAUCCUGAUAAUUCGCGACUGCGGCUGGGUCAGAUUCUAGUAUUACCACUUUACCAGCGCAAAGGCUAUGGCUGCUAUCUCCUGGAGGUGCUUAACAAUGUCGCAAUAGCCGAUGGUGUUUAUGACUUCACAAUAGAGGAGCCAGUGGAUAAUCUUCAACACUUGCGAACAUGUAUCGAUGUGCAACGGCUUCUGAGCUUUGACAAAGUCCAGCUGGCAGUAUAUUCAACAGUGUCUCAGUUGAAGCAAGGCAAACUAUCAAAGAAAACCUACAUCCCUCGGUUGUUGCCUCCUCCUAGUGUGGUUGAGGAUGCCAGGAAGCGUUUCAAAAUCAACAAGAAGCAGUUUCUUCAAUGUUGGGAGAUUCUGGUCUAUCUUGGGCUUGAUCCAGCUGAUAAGAGCAUACAGGAUUAUUAUUCUGUCAUUUCAAACCGUGUCAGGGCCGACAUUUUGGGAAAAGACUCUGAGACUGCUGGGAAGAAAGUGAUUGAAGUACCGAGUGAUUUUGAUCCAGAUAUGUCAUUCGUCAUGCAUAGGGCACAAGCAGGUGGUGAAGCUAAUGGUAUCCAGGUGGAGGACAACCAAAACAAGCAAGAAGAGCAGCUGCAGCAGUUAAUUGAUGAAAGAUUGAAGGACAUCAAGCUGAUUGCUCAGAAGGUAUCUCGGAAAUGAGCGCAGAAAAGGUCAUGUAAUACCAAUAUUGUAGCCGUUGGGAUGGAAUUAACAAAGGUCCUUUAGAUGACUGAGGUGGGCAUUGCCCUUUUAGCUUGUGAUUUGAGAAACCCUUGCAGUCCGCGAUUUGCGGAUCAUGACAGCAUGGUUUUGCUUAUUCUCAAUCCCUAGUUUUGGAUCCAUUUUCAGGAGAAUUAGAUCGUUUCCAA
Molecule: messenger RNA, 1680 nt
Organism: Rhodamnia argentea
Lineage: Eukaryota; Viridiplantae; Streptophyta; Magnoliopsida; Myrtales; Myrtaceae
Product: histone acetyltransferase type B catalytic subunit
Exons: 10
Coding region: 74-1471 (465 amino acids)
Biological process (GO): subtelomeric heterochromatin formation
Cellular component (GO): nucleus
Molecular function (GO): histone H4 acetyltransferase activity
Source: RefSeq, a predicted model, not a curated record